CUCUUCUUAUUCUUAAGCUUGGGUUUGAAAGCCAAAAAUUGACAUUCAGUUCCAGGUUUUAUCUUAUUCUCUGAAAAGGCAUUUUACUGGCAGUUUCUAUGCUUUUUUUUUUCUUGCAUUUGUAGCUUUAUCAGAUGCAGUCCAUAUCUUUCUGCAAGUCACCCUAAACAUACAACUGUAAAAGAAAUUGUUGGAUUUUAGCCCCUCUUUAACACUUAGAAUUAAACAUUUUUCCCCUUCAUCAUCAUCACUAUUCCCUUUUUUCAGGAGGGGAGAAUAUUGCUUGCGGCAGGCAUUUGGAACCUUCCCUAAGUCUCUAACCAGGAUUGUUACAGACAGCCCCUUUUCAGCACAAACAGAUCAUUAUUAAAUUUUCUUCCUCCCACCCCACCCCCGCCUCACCACAGGGGGAAAAAAAACCAAUCCUUGUCGAUCUUCGGAUGAAUGUAAGCUGGGAGAAAGACGUUUUAAAAAAUAAAUUUAAAAAACCCCUCAACCCCUGCACGCACACUUGGGCACGCGACAUGGAAACCGCUCCCGACAGUGAAUUAAGGACAUCUCAGCACAGGGAGCUAAUUCACGGCUCUUAAAUGAAUCAGGGGCUGAAAACGCAGUUUCAGCGACGGAAUGAAAGCUGAGGCUUUCUUUUCUGCGGGUUACGAUUUCAGUGAUCCACGGAGAAAGCCAGAGCGCACAGGAAAACAUGUCUGCAGGCACGGGACGGAGGAGCGCAGCCCGGUGAGUCUGUUCGGAGGCGAGUCCUUGCGCCGAGCCUUGCGCGCCUCCUGCCAGAGCUCCCUGCGGACGGCGCCCCGCGGCUGGGGCCGCUCGGCUCUGCAUCCCCGCCCGGCAUCGCUGCCGCCCUCCGGAGCAUCCUGCAGCGCCCACCGCCUCUCCAGAGAGCUCCAGGCACAAAAGCAAAGCGAGCGCCUGUACAAAGCUGUCAUCUGUCAAAACCACAUCACCCUUAACAACCUAAGGCUGCACUGUGGACAUGGUAUGCACUAUGUACGGCAAUCCCUGCUCCUCAUGAGAACAUCUCCAGGAAUGCUUAUAAGCAAAACAAGGAUGAACUAUUUUAAACAAAACUUUUCCCCAGACUGCCCAGUGUGGACAUCCUGCUUGGGAAAUGUCAGCCCAAGCAGUUGGAGUUCAGCAGAGCUAUAUAUAAGGUGCUGAAAACAAGGCCAGGUAGGCAAACUCAGCCUGCUGAAAACAUUAUCCCUGAGCCUCUGCACUGCCUCCACACAGCCCGAGUGUCUGUGGGCACUGUGCUAAACUGCAGAAGGACUUGGGAGAUACUGCUUCACCUCUGAAGGCAUUGCCAACAGCUUUAAUGUUUCCAGCCACGUGGUAGGACCUAAAUGUAGAUCAUGCCAUGUUUGACAUGUUGAGUUCUAAAGUAAAAUACUUGGGAAAGCCAUUCAGGUCUCUUGAGUUCUGGGUAAACACUCUAGUGCUUCUGAUAACAGAGGAGAAACAAGAAAGGUUUGCAGAAAAAGAAAAGGAAAAGGAAAGAAAAGGCCUAAGCUGCACUUUUCUACUGAAAGAGAAAGUUCUGCUGGGAGACAACUCAGCUAAAGCACAAGGGCAAUAUUUAGCCUUUAAGGCUUUUUCAAACUCAUCUCCCUACAACACAAAACAGAUCUUAGCCCUCCCAAAAGCAGAGAUUCAGCUCCAGGCUGCUGCUGUCUGAGAUCACAGCAGCCACUCUGUGUCCUGCUUACUAUCUUGCCAGCUUGAUACUCAACAUCCUCAUAUUCUACAGCUGCUUCUCCUCUGAGCUGGACAGGCUUCCACACCAACAGACCUGUUUCCCCAAAAGCCUUGCUAUGAGGACUGCUGCUUCAUUCAAGCCCAUCUCUGCUUCCCCCUGUUUACCUUUUGGAUACAUCAAGCUCAGCCUCCUACCCAAAUUCCUGCUACAGGAAAAUCCUGCUACAGGAAAAUCCCACUGCCUGCUGCAAUGAGGAAGGUGACAUUGUUCUGAAUGCAGGAGUUGUACAGCAAGGUCACUUGCUGCCUAAAGCCAGCUACGAAAGCAAGAUGGCUCUCAACAACACCACCAUUGGGCUCAGCUGACAACAGGAGAUAUCACUUCAUUAAAAUUCAUAGAUCUUGUGACUCUUAUAGAAAUAGCAAGAAGAAUCCAGGAUGGCAGAGAUGAGAUAUUAGGGCCAAAGAGUACUGACUGAGAGCAAAAGCUCAGACCUCUGUCUGCCAAAAAUAAGGACAUUUGGUAAGAAGAGCUUUUAUUCUUAAAGUUACAUCUAACACAUUGAUCUCCAAUAUAUUAAAGCCUGAUUAAUUCUGGGUUUUUUUGUACUGCAUCAAUAUGUAGUUCAUACAGGCAGCCUAAUGUAAAGGUGCAUCUGCAGUACUGUUAGUUUGUUUGACCUGGCUAGUCACAAGGUACAACUUUCCUUAAAUUUCUGACAGAUUGCAGAAUACAUUGUUCAUUCCCAGGGAGAUUUUUGGGCAUGGUUUCUACCAGCAGUGUUUUGUGAGCUAAUGCAGUAAAAGACAGUGCCACAGCCUUUGUAGAUGGACAAUGUGGUGUUUCAUGGUGA
Messenger RNA from Motacilla alba alba, 2570 nucleotides. RefSeq names its product mitochondrial ribosomal protein S33 (gene MRPS33). The transcript is spliced from 2 exons. NCBI's taxonomy places the organism in Eukaryota, Metazoa, Chordata, Aves, Passeriformes, Motacillidae. Gene Ontology annotation, cellular component: mitochondrion. The record is from RefSeq and is a predicted model, not a curated record. Bases 628 to 1179 code for a protein of 183 amino acids.